AUGGGCAUGUUCGCUGUCACCAGUAUCGAAAUUUCUGUCCUCUUCGAAAGGGGAAGUAUGGGACAUUGACACCUGGUUGUAGGAGAGGACGAAUAUGAACAUAUAGCGGAGUCUGAUAACUAGUAAAAUAAAAGAAUUCAUGAAGCGGUAAUUUAUUGACUCUUACCAUUGAAGAGGAACCCGAAUGCUCAGCAGAGGAAGCGUGCCAUGAAACGAAGAACAGAAGAAGGGAAACACUGAAAAACCUGUGUAUUAAAACCAGGGCCUGAAAUUCAAGGAGCGCACAUGUCACUGGGGGCAAUGAGGAGCGCGAGAAUCGUAUACGAUGGGCGAUCCAUCGUAUAACCGGGUAAUCAUGCGCAAGUGACUUGUCUGACAAUAUAAUUGUCUAAGUUGUGGCAUUAAAAUUCCCAUGCUCCAGAUUAACGACGCUAGAGGAUCAGAUCCGUAGAAUUCUUUGAAAGGAGAAAAUUGCGUGCUCGCGACGGAAAGAGUUUCGACGUACCCUUCCUUUGGAAACGUUUGGCAGCGAAAAGAUAAUGGUGGAAACAGGAGCAGCAACCAGCGUGAGAAGCAGCGAUCCCGCGAACAAUCCCGGCAAGUUUCCCAAGCCCAGGGAUAUCGCCCCCUCGUCGCGUAGGGGGAGGAUGACAAAGUACGCACUCAGAAGCUACAAGUCAUCCGCUCACCCUUCAGUGACCUCCGAAUAUUCAAAUCAUGAAAUAAACACCAUGAAGAAGAGGAAAAAUCGGAAAGAAUACACUUACGAAGAAGAAGCAUAACGAGGAAUGGAGCAGAGCGGGGAUCUCGCGAGGGUGGACGGUCACAAUGGAGGAGACGAUCGCUUCCACCCGCGAUUGCAGAGUCAUUCUCGCCGUUUGAGAGCUCCGACCACAGGAUUAACGUCGAGGAGGCAGAGAAAGAAGCUAUGA
Spirodela intermedia is the source of this 932-nucleotide messenger RNA. NCBI's taxonomy places the organism in Eukaryota, Viridiplantae, Streptophyta, Magnoliopsida, Alismatales, Araceae. The record is from the annotation of a GenBank genome assembly.